CUGCGACGGGAAUGGCGGCGCCGCGGAGCCUCCUCACCUCUCCCUGCGGCUGGUUCCUGCUCCUCUUCUUCUCCUGCGGAUCUACCACUCCAGGGAAGAGCAAAACCAGCCAGGACCGCUGCGGAUACAAGGUCCAGUCGGAUGGAGGUCGCAGGCUGGCCGUCACCUUCAGAUCUGACAACUGCUCUUCAAACUCCCCGCUAGGAAAACACGUGAUCCACGAGGCGGCCAACAUCUCCUUCAGCCACAUGGCCUGCGAGGACCAGGCCGCCGUGGUCGUCCACUGGGCCGCAAGUCCUCUAGGAAUCGAACACAUUAAAGGCUUUCGGGUCUAUCUGGAGGACAAAAAUCCAGAGGGGAAACAGUGUCAGCACCUCGUCCUUAAAGAUCCACGGCAGCUCAACUUCUCCUACAAAAACACGAAGAUGAGCAGCCAGCCGUUCAGCGGCCUGACCUUCGACACCGACUACAUGGUCCGCGUCGUUCCCUUCCCGUCUCUGAUGAACGAAAGUUUCUUCCCUCCAUCCUUCCUCAGGACCAACUCAUGUGAAAUCCUCCUCGGAUCAGACAACCUGGUCUGCAAACCAUUCUGGAAACCGAAGACCCUGAACGUGUCUCAGCUCGGGUCGAACCUUCACGUGGCGUUCGAUCAGGCUCCCGGCUCCUUCGGCUUCACCUUCUACUACCUGUACUACAAGCUCCGUCAGGACGGCCCCUUCAGGCUGCAGCGCUGCAAACAGGACGGGAACCAGGCCAGGACGACGUGCGUCCUCCAGAGUGUCACACCGGGGACCUACAUCAUCGAGCUGAGAGACGACAGCAACACAACCAGGAGGCAAACGCAGUACCACGUCAGCCAGGUCCACUCCCCCUGGGCGGGGCCAAUCCGAGCCAUGGCCAUCACGGUUCCUCUGGUCAUCAUGUCUGCUUUCGCCACCCUCUUCACCGUCAUGUGUCGCAAGAAGCAGCAAGAAAACAUCUACAGCCAACUGGAUGAGGAGAGCAGCGAGUCGUCCAAUCAGAGCGCCGCCCUGAACAGCGAUCGGCCGUGGCCCCGGCCCAAAGUCUUCAUCUGCUACUCCAACAGAGAUUGUCCCAAACACACCGGCGUCAUCCAGAGCUUCGCCUACUUCCUGCAGGACUUCUGCGGCUGUGAGGUUGUGUUGGACUUGUGGGAGCACCUGGAGAUGUGCAAAGAAGGACAGAUGUCGUGGCUCAGCCGACAGCUGGAUGAAGCUAAUCUCAUCAUCACCGUCUGCUCCAAAGGCCUACGAUACUACGUGGAGAGGAAGAGUCGCAGGGGGAAGACGCCGAUCAGUCGCCGUGGCAACGGCGGCAGCAGCAGCAGCUCCCCCACCAGCGUGUCGAGCGGCGACCUGUUCGUCGUGGCCGUGGCCAUGAUCGCGGAGAAGCUGCGUCUGGCCAAGCAGAGCGAGGAGGGCGGAGACCAGGAGCUGAGCCGCCACAUGGCGGUGUACUUCGACUAUUCCACGGAAAACGACAUCCCCACCAUGCUCAGCCUGGCGCCCAGGUACAAGAUGAUGGACCAGCUGCCCCAGCUCUACGGCCGGCUGCACCUGAGCCAGGCGGGGCUGGCGGAUCACGACCCGCACCCCGUCAACGUCUCCCGCAGGAACUACUUCCGCAGCAAGUCAGGCCGCUCGCUCUACGUCUCCAUCUGCAACAUGCACCAGUACGUCAGCCAGAACCCCGACUGGUUUGAGAAGCAGCUGGCCCCCGGCCGCGUCUCCUCUCCGUCCUCUCCGUCCCCGGGAGACCCGUCCAGAGCACCGCUCCUCCCCGCCGUCCCGGCCCCCGGCCCGUCCCCCAAGCCCGGCUGCUCCUCGCCGCGCCCCGCCGACUCCGGCCUGGUGCUGAACGAGGUGGUGGUGAGGCUGCCGUCGGCGGAGGGGGCCGAUGGGGCGCCCAGGAGGAACGUGGUCCUGCUGGGGCCCGGAUCCAGUCCCGGAUCAAGCCCUGGACCCUGUCCCAGUCCGGAUCUGUGUCCCAGUCCGGAUCUCUGUCCCAGUCCAGAUCUGUGUCCCAGUCCAGACCUCCCAUGCUGCUCCGUGUCGAUGCAGGAAUCCUCUCUAAGAUCCACGACUGGAACAUCUGGAGUUUCUCCUGAAGAAUCCGGCUCCUCCUCGUCCCUCUCGGCUCCCUCCGUCCUCCAGGACGAGUCGUGCCCCUCACCUGCCCAGGUGGAGGAGGACGCGCCCUCGGCGCCAGAACUGCCGCCGCCCCGGGACUCGGGCAUCUACGACUCGUCCGUCCCUUCCUCCGAGGUCUCCAUCCCUCUCAUGGAGGGACUGUCACACGACCAGGCCGACUCCUCCUCCCUGGCGGACAGCGAGUCGUCGUCCUCCGGCCUGGGUGACGAGGAGGUGCCGGCCGUCACGUCUCUCCGCUGCAGCGCCGUCACGGUCUGCAAAGCCGAGCUGCACCACCACCUGGAGCAGAGCGACACACUCGCCCGCGCCGCGUCCUUGUGAGGGACGAGAGCGCCGUGACCCGCCUCGCCAGCGGAGCACGCUGCUCCUUUUAAAAACCUGCGGUUGUCACGGCAACCAAACCAGGGUGAGGGGAAAUUCUGUGGUCCUCUGGUAACUAUGGUAACCACUAACUACAUUUUUAAAGGGACUGUGACUAAGGAAAAUUGAUGGCUGUGUAACCUGUGCUCAAACCACUUGAUUGCUUUGUAACCAUGGUAACCAAUAUUCCCGGUAACGAUAGUAACCACUGGAUUUUUUUGGGGGACCCUAGUCCCCCCCCCCCCUCGGUUUAUGUACGAUAACCAGCCUUGUUGCUGUGGCAACCACUGAGCCGCGGAGCGAUACGCCCCUGCCGUGACGGUGGUAACCGUGGCAACCAGAAACAGUUUUUCCUCCCAGCGAUGAAGGUGCUUCCGUCUCCUCCACGGAGGAACUUUUGAAGGACCGGACCAGCUGAAACCAAAGACCGGCUCACGUGAGAGGCGACGUUCGGCUCCCAGACGUGACGUCCAUUCAGGCACUUUUGAUGCAGAGAUGCAGAACAGAGAAUCACAAAUAUUUAUAUAAAUAUAUAUAUAUUUCUAUAUCUAGACGCUGCCCGGCUUUAGCAACCAAUAGGAUCAAAGCAGCCUGAGGUUUCUGAAUAUAUCGACCUUUACAUGGCAAUAUUAUUGGUAUUAUCAUCAACUUUUAGGAGUAAAACAAAUAAUUUGAACCGUCUGACUGCUCUUUUUUUCCUUUAACUGUUAUUUUACUGCAUAAAAAGGGAAAACAUUUGUAGUUUGAACCAUAUUGACGUGAGCGUUCUCCCAUCACACCUUUUAAUAUUUGACUUUAUUUAAAGAAUCGUUUUUUUGGCAACAAGAUUCUUCAACAUCUGACAAAACACAAAUAAAACUGUUAGUAAAUUUAAAAAAAAAAGCUACCUAAACCUAAUAGUGUGAUUGAAAAGUGACUUUUCUGUGAAUGGAAAUUUGGUUUCAGUUUUAUUUUUGUAGGAAUUUUAAUUUAAAGAUUCAGACGAUGAAGUUGAGAUGAAUUUGGCUGUUGAUGUUACAACUACAGUGUUUGUUUUGUGCUUUCCUUGUUUCGCUUUUUAAAGUAUUGAAUGUUAAUAGAUGCAUAUUUCUGGAUGUUUUGCAAUAAUCUUUUUUUAUUUUUCUAAUAUGACACAAACACAGAUGAGGCGUAAAAACAGGCGAUAAAGUGCGAGUUACUGAUCCUUUGGAUCCAUAUUUCAUUAUUAUCAAAAGACUCUUUGACAGUUAUUUAGUCUUUUAUGAUCAUUAACUACACUUACUUUGUUCUAAUUGUGUCAAAACUGUUUAUGGCCUUUUUUAAAGUCUGUUUUCUGACUUAAAAGUUGAAGUUUCUGCUGAAGGUUGAGCAGUUUUGUUUGUUCCAAGGGAAGAUUUAACGUUUCCUACCUGUAAAUAUUUGUAUUUCUGGCCUUUAAAUGUCUGGAUUGUUUCAGUUUUGUAUAGUUGGAUUGUCAUUUUAGAUAUUUUUUGUUGUUUUUUUCUAAGGAUUGUACUGUUUUAUAGUACUUCAGUUUAGGAAGCAAAUAAAUCC
Molecule: messenger RNA, 4064 nt
Organism: Cololabis saira (Pacific saury)
Lineage: Eukaryota; Metazoa; Chordata; Actinopteri; Beloniformes; Belonidae
Product: interleukin-17 receptor D-like
Exons: 16
Coding region: 12-2492 (826 amino acids)
Molecular function (GO): interleukin-17 receptor activity
Source: RefSeq, a predicted model, not a curated record